GUUGCAGCGCUGGCUCGAGCUUCCCUGGCACCCUCGCCCUCCCAUGGAUUGCCUUCCUGCGACUCGUGCGGAAUCACGCAGUCUUGCGCCCGAUAAGACGCUUUCACGCGCGCUCUCGAGUACGUGCGCACUCGACAUAAGCCUAUUACCCCACAGGCCAAUUCCACUCAAGCCGCGCCAAGAGCGCCCGCAGCCAAGAUGCCCAGCGUGUCGCGUGUCGCAUCAUCCCCUCCCUCGUAAACCCCGGCCGGGAGAGGAUUACGUUUAUGUAACGCCGAACACACACCACAUGCUCGUGUGAUGGGGCGGCAAGCACGGCAUUCGGAAGCGGUGGCGUUGGCUGGAG
Neohortaea acidophila is the source of this 346-nucleotide messenger RNA. RefSeq lists its product as uncharacterized. The transcript has a single exon. The record is from RefSeq and is a predicted model, not a curated record. The coding region runs from base 44 to 301 and encodes 85 amino acids. Lineage: Eukaryota; Fungi; Ascomycota; Dothideomycetes; Mycosphaerellales; Teratosphaeriaceae.